UGUUCGAGUGUGUGCUGUAUAAAAUGUUGAUGAUUAAUGAAAAUGGCUGCUGAACUUUAGUAAAUAUGAUUUUUUUCAGUGAAUUGGUGAAUAUUCCUUACUUGUGGAGUAGUUCUUAGUGAUUCAUAUGAAUUUAAAGUGUAACGGAAACGUCUUCCUUGUAUUUGUAAUGUUAAGGACUAGGAAAUUCUACUAUUUGCUUAUUUCAUAGUAAAUACCACAAAAAUUAAAUUACCCAACCACCAUGGACAUAAUACAUGAUGAGGACCGAAAGAGGAGGCUACGCCUCCUUGAGGAAAAAAUUCAAGAUCCCAGGGGCAAAGGGAACAUUGACUCACUGCUGGACACGGUGCAGGCCCUGUACACCGAUUGUGAUCAUGCCACCAUUAAGAAGAUGAAGAAUGUAGAGGUCUAUUUGAACAGAUAUGAUGAGUUCGCCAGCGACAUCAUAAACCUGCGCAUGAAGACCGACGACUUCGAUAACAUAAAAGUGAUCGGUCGCGGCGCCUUCGGCAAAGUACAGCUGGUCCGACACAAGCACACCAAACAGGUGUACGCCAUGAAGCGAUUGAGCAAAGCCGACCUAAUCAAAAGGUCGGAUUCGGCCUUCUUCUGGGAGGAACGUCACAUCAUGGCGCACGCCAAAUCCGAGUGGAUCGUUCAGCUGCACUUCGCCUUUCAAGACGCCAAACAUCUCUACAUGGUCAUGGAUUACAUGCCCGGCGGCGACAUCGUCAAUCUGAUGUCCAACUACGACAUACCGGAGACCUGGGCCAAGUUCUACACCAUGGAGGUUGUGUUGGCGUUGGACGUCAUACAUUCGAUGGGUUUCGUGCACAGGGACGUGAAGCCGGACAACAUGUUGCUGGACAAGUACGGGCACUUGAAGCUGGCCGAUUUCGGUACGUGCAUGAGGAUGGACGAGGACGGGUUGGUUAGGUCCAACAAUGUGGUGGGCACUCCGGAUUACAUAUCGCCGGAGGUGCUGCAGAGCCACGGCAAGGGUAUAUACGGACGGGAGUGCGACUGGUGGUCCGUCGGUAUAUUCGUCUACGAGAUGUUGGUGGGUGAGACGCCCUUCUACGCCGACAGUCUCCUGGGUACUUACAACAAGAUCAUGUAUCACGAGAACAACCUGUCGUUCCCCGACGAGGUGGAAAUCUCCAACGAGGCCAAAUCCUUGAUACAAGGAUUACUAUGUGAUAGAACUAAACGCUUAGGAAGGAAUAGUGUAGAUGAAAUCAAGAACCAUCCAUUCUUCAUCAACAAUGAACAGUGGACGUUCGAGAAUCUACGCGACUCCGUACCGCCUGUAGUGCCUGAACUUAGUGGUGACGAUGACACCAGCAAUUUCGACGAUUACGAGAAGGACGAGAGUCCCGAGGAAGUUUUUCCAGUGCCAAAUAAUUUCGUAGGUAACCACUUACCCUUCAUAGGUUUUACGUACAACUCCGACUACAAACUACUUUCCGGCGAUUCCGUCGUGGACGGGAUGGUCUACAACAACAAAGAAUCAUUUGCUCAAGUGUCGAAACUAGAAACCCUGUUAGAGCAAGAGCGAGGCAAAGUGGAGGCGCUCGAAGGCAAACAACGAAUACUAAUUGCUCAAUUGGAUAAUCUUGCCCAAAAAGAACUGGAGGUACGGGACGAAGCGGCCAAGUACGAGAAAGAAAUUGCCAUUCUGAAACACACCUAUAAAGAAGUCCAAAGGAAGGCCGAAUGCGAGAGCGAACUGAGAAGGAACACCGAAAAGUACCUCUCUGAGCUUAAAAAACGCUAUGAGGACGAGCAGAGCAAACGCACCCGAGAAAUGAACAACAAUCACAAUGAAAAGAUCCACUUGCUGGAAAAACAAGUGAACGACAUGCAGGAGAAACUUAAAGUUGAAACUGAGAACUGCCAGAAGUUGAGGAAACAAGCCAACGAACUGACAAUGGCUAAAUCCAACUCCGAGUUGAAGGUCAACGAGUACUACGCCAAGAUUCAGUCGCUGCAGACGCAAAGGGACUCCCUCCAGGCGGAAGUGGAGUCGCUCCAGACGCAGCUGAUGGAGGAAAGGAACUCCAGGUCGCAGGCUUCCGACCAACAAAUGGUACUGGAGAACAAGAUCCAGUCGUUGAGCGCCGAAUUGGAGAGGAGUCAGCAGAGGGAGAACAAAAUUUCGGUCGACAACUCCCAGCUGACGGAACGGGUGUCGUUUUUGGAAAAGGAAUGUGCCGGCUUGGAUUUGGAACUCAAGACGGCGCAAACUUUGUACCAGCAAGAAGUGCGAGCCCAUGAGGAAACUGAGAAGAGCAGAAUGUUGAACAAGGAAGAAGCCAACAUGGAAGUUGUCAAAGCCUUACAAACCAAGUUGAACGAAGAGAAAAGUGCCAGACAGAAGGCAGACAUGAAUUCCCAAGAAAAGGAACGCCAAAUUUCCAUGCUCUCCGUCGACUACCGACAAAUCCAGCAACGUUUACAAAAACUUGAAGGCGAGUACCGUCAGGAAGUGGAGAAGGUGAAAGCCCUGCACGGUCAGAUAGAGCAGGAGCAACAGAAGAAGUCAAUUCUACAAUCUGAGAUGGCCCAACAAGCCAGCGAACUGGCUAAACUGAAGGUGAAAGAGACCACCAUAGCAGCCGAAUUGCAAACCAUCAGCGAGGCGAAGAAAAUCAUCGAGGAAGAAAUGCUGAAGACAAAACGGUCCUUACAAAUGGAGCAACUGCAGAUGAAGGAAUUGCAGGAUUCCCUCGAGGCCGAACAGUACUUCUCUACCUUGUACAAAACCCAAACCCACGAGCUAAAGGAAGAACUGGAGGAGACCAAAAAAAUCAACAGGGAAUUCGAGGAGGAGAGGGCGUCGCUGAAACACCAGUGUCAAUUGGCCGUUGCCCGAGCCGAUUCCGAAGCUUUAGCCCGCUCCAUUGCCGAAGAAACCGUUGCCGAACUAGAAAAGGAUAAAACAAUGAAGGAGUUGGAGCACAAGGAUCUAAUCACCAAACAUCGCAACGACCUGAACGCCAAAGAAGGUUUGCUGAACCAACUGCGCGACCGUGAACUCGAAUACAAGAAGGCGGCCGAGAAGAUCCAAAAGGAGUACGACGAAUUGUUCAAGCAGCACAGCAAGCUGCAAGACGAGUACCAAAAGAACAGCGGCAACCAACUGGAAAUCGAGAAGCUGAAGACCAAACUGAACACGGAACAGUUACUGAAGCAGCAAGCGGUCAACAAGCUGCACGAGAUCAUGAACAGGAAGGACGUGAACAACACCAAGGGCAAGUCGAAGAUAUCCAGCGCCGACCUCAGGCGAAAGGAAAAGGACCUCAAGAAGCUGCAACAGGAACUCAGUCAGGAGAGGGAGAAAUUCAAUACUAUUGUUUUGUCGUAUCAAAAGAAUAUUCAGGAGUUACAAUCGCAGUUCAAUGAUGAGCAAUCGACACGCCAAAGGUUGCAAAUGGAGCUGGACAGCAAGGACUCGGAGAUCGAACAACUGCACCAGCGCAUCCAGGCGAUGAACAGCGAGACGGCGUCACUGAGUUCCGCAGAUAACGAAGGUGAUGAAAUCAAUUCCGAGUCGAUUUUCGAGGGUUGGCUGUCGAUACCUUCGAAGCAGAACAUCAGGCGGCACGGCUGGAAGAAGCAGUACGUCGUGGUGUCCAGUCGGAAGAUCAUCUUUUACAAUUCGGAGAACGACAAGCUGAAUACAGAUCCUGUGAUAGUGUUAGAUUUGUGCAAAGUCUUCCAUGUGCGAUCGGUGACGCUGGGUGACGUGAUCCGGGCUGACCCCAAGGACAUACCAAGGAUCUUCCAGCUGCUGUACGCAGGGGAGGGCGAGAAUCGCAAGCCGGACGACCAGAACAACACUCUGGACGUCAGUUCGCUGAAGAGCUUCGAUGACAAGCCGAUGUCGGUGUCGCACAAAGGCCACGAACUGUUUAACAUCUCCUAUCACAUGCCCACCACCUGUGAGGUCUGUCCCAAACCCAUGUGGCACAUGUUCAAGCCCCCACCUGCCUAUGAAUGUAAACGGUGUCGAAUGAAAUUCCACAAAGAUCACAUCGAGAAGAACGACAACGUGCCGCCGUGCAAACUCCACUACGACCCGUCCUAUGCCAAAGAACUGCUGUUGCUUGCGCCGUCGCCGGAGGAGCAGAACAGCUGGGUGACGCGCCUCAGUCGCAAGAUCCAGAAGUGCGGCUUCAAGGCGAACAACUCAAAUGCCAUAGACUCAUCCGCCAAGAUUUCGCCCAGGGAGUCGACCCGUUCAAGUUUGAAGCCAUAUCUGAACGUUCAACAGCGUUCCGCCACAUUGCCCGCCAAUUCGUCGAUGGGCAGCAAAUGACUCUGAAUAUACGCCUGUUUCCUAACCCCCUUGUUUUCCCGCUGCACCCUAGCCGAUAACUAUGAAACGCUUUUUUCCUUCAUCACUAAUCAAAAUAACUUGUUACACGUUGUGAUAUUAUUGUAACAUUAACUGUUAUUGUGUUUUAAAACAAAUUAUAUAUUAAUCAGACACGGCGUCCACUGAUGGUGGUCAUGAUUGGUGGAAGAGAUACGAUCUGAUUGAUUGACAAAUGUGUAGGCACAGAAAGAAUUAAUAUUAACGAUGAUGAUCGCAAUUAAUAAAAUUAUUGGGGAGCUGGUGAAAUUAAAAUGUAAUUUUACCACACAAUUCAUCCAAUGGUUUAUGUAAUUGUGAAGAAGGAUGGUUUUUAUUGACUAUAUCAGAAGUAAACGUAAAAAUAUCCGACCUGUACCUGUCCAAAUUUGUUAAUGGGGUUAAACGCCGCUAAUUUUAUUGAUGUGAUAAUAUUAAUUCUUGCGACUCUCCUACAAAAACUCUGUUUUUUUUCUUUUGAAUUUUGUAUAUUAUGUAUUGUUAUAGAACUUAGUCAGUCUUAUUUUUAGAUUUGUACAUAUUUAUUUUAUGAAUUUAUUAACUUCAGUUUUCUGUUACUUACUUGUAGGUUGCUAUUAAAAAAUUUAACUCUGCGUUUAAAUUUACUAGGUGCUAAUUUUUCUGAAUAUUUCUCAGUUACAUUAUGUCAUAAAAAAGAAAACGAUUAUUUCAGUCGUGCAUUUGAAGAAUUCGUUACGUGAUAUGUUUUGCUCAAUAUUCACCUAGAUUCAAACUUAAUUUAUCUUUAGUAACUCCAUGUACUUCGUCGGUUUUUCAAAAUUGAUCUGAACUGGGAUAAGUUUUCUUUUUUAACAGGCUCAAGACAUUCCUAUAAAUGAAUACCGUUGUAUAUGCUUUGUUAAUUGUACAAAUCAAGUGUACAUCUAUUUAUUAUUUCUUCACGUAUGUAUUUUUUUGAUUAUAAAGCGUGCCUUAGCAGUAGUAAUUACUUUUGUAUUACUACAUGGACACCAAUAUAUUUUAGCGUUCUUGGUGAAUAUUUUAAUAAUAAGAUUUUUGCCUUAUGUAUACAAACUGGACACCAAAAUCGUUUACUUUAUAAUAAAUUCAUUUUAUUUAUUAA
Molecule: messenger RNA, 5465 nt
Organism: Aethina tumida (small hive beetle)
Lineage: Eukaryota; Metazoa; Arthropoda; Insecta; Coleoptera; Nitidulidae
Product: rho-associated protein kinase 1
Exons: 8
Coding region: 245-4324 (1359 amino acids)
Biological process (GO): Rho protein signal transduction; cortical actin cytoskeleton organization; regulation of cell junction assembly
Cellular component (GO): cytoskeleton; cytoplasm
Molecular function (GO): Rho-dependent protein serine/threonine kinase activity; small GTPase binding; ATP binding
Source: RefSeq, a predicted model, not a curated record